This is a messenger RNA of Trichomonas vaginalis G3, 789 nucleotides long. RefSeq lists its product as uncharacterized. The record is from RefSeq and is a predicted model, not a curated record. The transcript has a single exon. NCBI's taxonomy places the organism in Eukaryota, Parabasalia, Trichomonadida, Trichomonadidae. Bases 1 to 789 code for a protein of 262 amino acids.
AUGUCUCAUUGCAAGAAGUACAAUAAGAAUGGCAAGUAUUGUCAUUCUGAUGCUAAAUCAUUGGACAGGUUUCUCAAUGCUCUUUCAGGUGUUACACCAGAAAAAGCCCUUAACUAUUUAAAAACUCACCAUGCAACAGGACAAGAGCUCUAUGCAUUGAUUAAAUUUCUCCAAUUUAAGGACAAUAGUGGAUUUUUAACGACCUUGUGCACAAGAGAGCUUGAUCAUCAUCCAAAUCUUACCGAAAGUGUGUUGGAAAAAACAUGGGACACUUAUUCACCAAUAUAUACAAAUACAGUCUUUACGAAAUUUAAAGCAGCAAAUCAGCCUGAACGUGGUUUGUUAACUGAUGAAGAACUCACAAAAUCAUUCAUGCUCACUAAAACUCUUGAAGAAAGGAAUGAUUUGUUUCGUUCGAUCGAAGAUAAUGUUGUAUCAAUCAUAUCGUAUGAAAAUAAAGGCUAUCCAGACAAUCAUGGAAACCAAAACAUCCUCCCAGAAUCGUUCUAUAUUAUCAUGAUAAAACAAAAAGCAAGGUAUCUUUUACAAUCCGUUUAUUACGUUAAAGACAUUGGAGGCAAUUCUAACAUUAAGAAGUAUUCAAGAGAAGAAAUUUGGAACCCUCGCAACAAGGAUGUUUUCUCCGAUUCAGAAAGAAGAUUAAUAUUUGGAACCACCACAGAUGGCUGCAUUCAAACCACUCCUGCAUUGGAAACUAAAAAUAUUCCUCAAAAUGAAAUUGAUUGGGUUAAUUUAUUAGAAACAUGUAAUUACCCAGAUUUUGACUAA